Fonsecaea multimorphosa CBS 102226 is the source of this 1050-nucleotide messenger RNA. RefSeq lists its product as uncharacterized. NCBI's taxonomy places the organism in Eukaryota, Fungi, Ascomycota, Eurotiomycetes, Chaetothyriales, Herpotrichiellaceae. The transcript has a single exon. The coding region runs from base 1 to 1050 and encodes 349 amino acids. The record is from RefSeq and is a predicted model, not a curated record.
AUGGCAACUGUCGACUCGAACACCCGGACUGUGCAGCUCUUCACGGAUCGAGACUCGGACUUCUCAGAACCAAAAAGCCCCAAAAGCCCUUCCGUGUCUCUCUCUACCUCCAGGAACAAGUCCCUCAGGACCUGGGGCCUCCAGAGGGUUGACUCGAGAGGGCGUAUUGACCCAAGCGAGCUUCAGGUGAAGAUGGUCAAGGUGUGGCACGGCUUACGGAGGAACAAACAUGCUGGAUCUAUUGUUAUGAUAGACUUCUGGUUCGAACAACCACAGCGUUCAAAGCGCAUCUCGGCCGCUGCUAUCAAUGUGACUUUCCACGCCAAGUCUGGUACUACGUCGGAGAAUCUUGAUGUAUCGACAAUUAAAAAUGGCUCAUCUCUUAGUGGCGAUCGGAAACACUCAUCUCCAACGCCACCUGCCAUUAUUGCUCUUGCCCCAGAAGGAUACGUCGGUCUCUCGAACAAAUCCACGACGAAAACGCUGGCCGGCUCUAUCAACGUAGGCGCCGCUGUCGGUCCCCUCAGCGCAACGACCGAGUGGGUCCAGGAAAGCGGCAAAGUCUCGGCAGGCAAGGCAACAAUAUCGGGUGCAGCGCGUGCGCGCAACUUCCACUCUGAUGAGGGCCACAAAGACACGGCGAGGUGGACGUUGACCGAGGAUGAGUUCAAUAAAACCGGUAUCCCGUGUUAUGUACAGACAGCCAUCCUCAUCGAACGGGCAGAACAGGAUGCCGACAUUGUGGCAACGGUCGACGCGUCGGUCACGCUUUCGGAAGGCGAGUUGCCAGACCCCUCCCGCUCAAAAUCCUUCCGCUCGAAAUCCUUCCGCUCAGAAUCCUCCCGCCAACGACUUUUUGGUAAUCUCCCUGCGUCCGAGGCCUUCGUCUUUCGCCCUGGUGAUAAACCAAAGGAGGGGUCUGGGUCGGUUGACGCCCAGACCAACGUGGAGGACUUGGAUGCUUGUUGGGAGGAGGCCGUGGAGUUGACACGGACGGGGGGUAUACAUAUGCUGGCGCCUGAACCACCCAGAUUCACGACAGCAGCUUGA